CUGGAGGAAAAAAGAAUGCUGGGACCUGUGAUACAAUUGAUAUCCCAAUUCCUGGGAAUAUAGGGACUGAUGCAAUCAAGAAUGCAGGACAGAACAAGGCUGCUGGUCAGGUUAGAACUCUGGCAGAAAACAAAGCUCCAUGGUCAAACCUGUUUAAGGAUAACCGAGAUCCGGCACAUGGCAUCAAAUUGAGAUAUGUUCCUCCUAAAGGAGAAACUUUGGACUUUGGGGAUCGGGUAUUACCUUCCAUGGUUGAAAUGUGGGGCUAUUGCCUAGUUGGGCACUUCACCGGCAAAUUUCCCGGACUAAAAGCGGUGCAUGAUCUUAAAGCUACGUGGGGUGUAAGAUGUCUUGUGAGGUCCCAUAACAAGGGAUGGGUAAUCUUUAAAUUUGGAAAUGAGGAGGAUAGACUGAAGGUACUACAUGACGGACCUUACAAUGUUUUUGGGAAACUUCUUAUGCUCAAAGUACUUUCGGAAGACUUCUCGUUUGAAGAUGAGGAAUUUCUUAAAGUACCAAUUUGGGUGAAGUUCCCCAAACUACCUAUGAAGCUAUGGA
Molecule: messenger RNA, 558 nt
Organism: Cuscuta epithymum
Lineage: Eukaryota; Viridiplantae; Streptophyta; Magnoliopsida; Solanales; Convolvulaceae
Source: the annotation of a GenBank genome assembly